GUCCUUCUUGCGCGAGCCGCAGUGCGCCUGCGCCGGGCGGGCGCGGGUCGCGGGUGUCCGGGAGUCGGGGUCCGGGCUGCCAUGGUGCUGUGCCCGGUGCUGGGGAAGCUGCUGCAGAAGCGCGUGGUGCUGGCCAGCGCGUCCCCGCGCCGCCGGGAGAUCCUCAGCAACGCGGGUCUGAGGUUUGAGGUGGUUCCCUCCAGGUUUAAAGAGAAGCUGGACAAAGCCUCGUUCCCCACCCCGUACGCGUACGCCGUGGAGACCGCCAGGCAGAAGGCCCUGGAGGUGGCCAACAGGAUGCACCAGAAAGACCUCCGGACCCCGGACGUGGUCAUCGGGGCAGACACCAUCGUGACGGUGUCGGGGCUCAUUCUGGAGAAGCCGGUGGACAAGCAGGACGCCUACAGGAUGCUGUCCAGGCUGAACGGGAAGGAGCACAGCGUCUGCACGGGCGUGGCCAUCGUGCACUGCAGCAGCAAAGAGGGCCAGCUGGACACUGAGGUCUCCGAAUUCUACGAGGAAACGACGGUGAAGUUCUCGGACCUGUCGGAGGAGCUGCUCUGGGAAUACAUCCACAGCGGCGAGCCCAUGGACAAGGCCGGCGGCUACGGGAUCCAGGCGCUGGGCGGCAUGCUGGUGGAGUACAUCCAGGGGGACUUCCUGAACGUGGUGGGCUUCCCGCUGAACCACUUCUGCAAGAAGCUGGUGGAGCUGUACUACCCACCCCGCCGGGAAGACCUGCGGCGGGCCAGACAGGACUCCAUCCCGCCCGUGGACAGCUUCGAGAACCUGAGCGACGUGGAAGCCGGCCACUCAGAGCCCGCACACGGGGAGGCGGGCAGAGGCUGGGACGGGCCAGGGGCCGGUGGCGACCAGCAGGCAGGGAGCGCACCCAAGGCAGAUGGUUACAGGACGGCGGAGCCACCCCCGUUCCCAGCAGACCUUCUAGAACUUAUAGAUGGCUUCAAAGCAUCAAAGGCCCUGUUCACCGCGUGCAAACUGAAGCUGUUUGAUGUGUUGAAGGACGAGGUGCCCCAAAAGGCUGUGGACAUUGCCAGCAAAGUGGACGCCUCUGUGUGCGGGACCGAAAGGCUCCUGGACGUCUGUGCCACCCUGGGGCUCCUGGAGAAGUCGGAUCGAGGUUACCGUAACACAGAGUCAUCGAAUCUGUACCUGGUGUCGGACGGCGAACACUCCCUGCACGACUUCAUCAUGUACAACGACCAGCACACCUGGAAUCUCUUUACGCACCUGGAGUCGGCUGUUCGAGAGGGAACCAACCAAGGCCACGGGGCUUUGGGAAGGAAGGCGCAAGAUCUGUUCCAGGACGGCCCGCUCCAGAGCAAGGAGGACCAGCUGCGGUGCGUGGGGGCCACGCACGGCCUCGCCAAGCUGACCGCGCGCCCCGCGGCCACGGCCUUUGACCUGUCCCGAUUCUCCUCCGCCUGCGACCUGGGAGGCUGCACGGGCGCCCUGGCCCGAGAGCUGGCCCGCGAGUACCCGCGUCUGCAGGUGACCGUGUUCGACCUCCCGGACGUCAUCGAGCACGUCUCCCGUUUUCAACGCGACGGGCCGGAGACGGCGCGGGUCCGCUUCCUGGCGGGUGACUUCUUCAGGGACAGCCUGCCCAGGGCCGAGCUGUACGUCCUGUCCGGGGUCCUGCACGGCUGGCCGGACGACCGCGUCCACGCGCUGCUCCGCCGGGUCUCAGACGGCGCCGGGCCAGGGGCUGGCCUCUUGCUGGUGGAAGCCGUCCCGGACGCGGAGGACAGAGAGGCGCGGCCCGGCCUGGCUCGGUGUCUGGACGCACUGCUGCGGCCCCGGGGCAGGGAGAGGAGCCUGGCCCAGUACCGGCGCCUGCUGGAGCAGCACGGCUUUGGGGACGUGCAGGUGGCCCCCGCGGGGCACGGCCUGGCCGCGCUCUUGGGCACUAGAGUGGCCCCGUGAGACCGGACGGUGCCACUGUGCAGACUUUGUCCCCAGGCCGAGGGCGGCCCCAGACGCGGGUCUUCAGAGGCAGAGUUAAUACGAGUCGCUCGCAAAAAUAAAGCAAGCGAACACCCGGGCGUGUGUAGCUGCCUCGACCCUCUCCAAGAGCGUCCGAGUUGUCCUCCAUGCGGCUGCUCUGCACGUCCUGACCCCGGCCACCUCCUUCCCCUCUGGGGCCUGGGUGCCCCGUCCUGCCUGGCUUCGGAGAAGAACCGCCCUGGACCAGCCCAGGCUACACCUGAGGGCUUCAGCGUCUCCGACCCUGAGGGGGAAUCGAUGUUA
This is a messenger RNA of Propithecus coquereli (Coquerel's sifaka), 2271 nucleotides long. RefSeq names its product acetylserotonin O-methyltransferase-like (gene ASMTL). The record is from RefSeq and is a predicted model, not a curated record. The transcript has 13 exons. NCBI's taxonomy places the organism in Eukaryota, Metazoa, Chordata, Mammalia, Primates, Indriidae. Gene Ontology annotation, molecular function: nucleoside triphosphate diphosphatase activity; O-methyltransferase activity. The coding region runs from base 82 to 1947 and encodes 621 amino acids.